GCCACCUCCAUCUCUGUCUUGUAUCAGUGGCCAAGAUGGUGGAGACAAACCUGGAUCCGUCAUUCUUCCCGGGCAACCACUGGCUCUACUUCUCCGUGUACCUAUUCACUUUCCUGGUGGGGCUGCCCCUCAACCUGAUGGCCCUGGUGAUCUUCGUGAGUAAACUCCGGCGCCGCCCAGUGGCUGUGGAUGUGUUGCUGCUCAACCUGACCCUCUCGGACCUGCUGCUGCUGCUCUUCCUGCCCUUCCGCAUGGUGGAAGCGGCCAGUGGGAUGACCUGGCCCCUGUCCUUCAUCCUCUGCCCCAUCUCCGGCUUUCUCUUUUUCACCAGUAUCAACGUCACCUCCCUCUUCCUGGCAGCUGUGAGUGUUGAGCGUCUCCUGAGCGUGGCCUACCCUCUGUGGUACAAGACCCGGCCGAGACUGGCUCAAGCUGGGCUAGUCAGUGGCAUCUGCUGGUUCCUGGCAAGUUCUCACUGCAGUGUAAUCUAUGUCAUUGAAUUCUGGGGGAACUCCAGCGAAAGCCAGGGCUCUAAUGGGACCUGUUACCUGGAAUUCAGGCAGGACCAGCUGGCCAUUCUCCUGCCAGUCCGUUUGGAGAUGAGUGUGGUCCUUUUUGUGGUGCCUCUGCUCAUCACCAGCUACUGCUACAGCCGCCUGGUGUGGAUUCUUGGCCGGAGCUCCAGCAGGCGCCGGCGCAGAAGGGUUGUUGGCCUGGUGGUGGCCACUCUGCUCAACUUCCUUUUCUGCUUUGGGCCCUUUUAUGUGUCACAUGUGGUGGGCUACAUUCAGGGCAAGAGCCCGAGAUGGAGAAGUUUAGUACUGCUCCUCAGCACUCUGAACUCCUGUGUUGACCCCUUCGUCUACUACUUCUCAUCAUCUAGGUUCCAUGUGGACUUCCAUGAGCUUCUUGGGAGGCUGACCAGCUACUGCAGGCUCUGGCCCUGGCAGUCAGGAAGUUAACUUGAAAGUGAAGCCCAAGGAUGGAGGAGAGUGGUUGGCGCAGGACUGUGUGACCUAGAAAUCAGGGUGGACUCAAGGAGGGCUUCAAAAUAGGUAGCCUUAUGGUGUGUGCUGAAAUUGAGCUCCUCUGGAGUAGAAAGGCAGAGCCAGUGUGUGUCCCCAGCUUAGAGUCUAAGUCAAGCCAGGCAGGACCUUGCAGCAGCAGGCUGGAUUCUGGUUGGCUCUGGGACAGAGCAGCCAUCCGGACUUCCUAGGGGUGUGCUGAACUCUUGAGGUUCCCCCUUCCUUUGCUCCCACCCUUGAGAGGCUGCCCUGGAGGAAAAUGCCCAGGACAGCAGCUGCCCAUGGCUUAGG
This is a messenger RNA of Cavia porcellus (domestic guinea pig), 1316 nucleotides long. Its product is annotated as free fatty acid receptor 3-like. Gene Ontology annotation, molecular function: G protein-coupled receptor activity. Gene Ontology annotation, cellular component: plasma membrane. The record is from RefSeq and is a predicted model, not a curated record. Lineage: Eukaryota; Metazoa; Chordata; Mammalia; Rodentia; Caviidae. The transcript has a single exon. Gene Ontology annotation, biological process: G protein-coupled receptor signaling pathway; cellular response to fatty acid. Bases 36 to 962 code for a protein of 308 amino acids.